AUGGAUUUGGAUGUAACAACGUGUGGCGAAGGCUCAGGCACAACAGCGCCUGCAAUACGAACCAAACGAGUGCGUCAUAAAUGGACAUCUGCAUUUCGCGUCAUGCAGUCAUUGCAUCGUUUGAAGAAUCCACCUAUUGGCGCAAAAUCUGAGAAACACAACUAUCACUUCGUUGAAUCAACACCUUCCAGAGUAGAUCCGGUUUACUUGGCAUUGAAACAAGCCACUGGUAUCUACGGUCGACGAGGUUCAUCAACGCAGAAUUUUGAUUCAGCUACACCAUCACCUCGCAAUUUAUCAGAGGCUUCUUUACAAGAUUCCGGAUACGCCGAAGCAAGUUGUAAUCGUGGUGUUAUGAUUAGUUCAACACCUCAACUGGAUCAAUCGGGUAUGAAUGGAGGGAAGCGGCGUCCGCCCAAGUUGCAGAAACAAAUGAAAUCAUUAUCACUGGACUGUGCCGACUCACCACCUUCCAUUACAAGUGGUGUAUAUUCAAGUGCGUUGCGAUCACAAAUAUCCCAUAAGCAUAGUAAUAUCUGCGGCAAGAAGCCAUAUGAAUUAGAAGUUCAAUCUCUACGCCUAGUCAGGAACUGCGGAGGUAAAUUAGCACCGACACUGUUAAAUUACAAUAAUAGUUACGGGGACAUAUCAGAAUGCGAACGAAGUCGAUCAUCGUCAGGACCAUCUCCUCGCUUAACUCCACGUCGUAUUAGCUCUUCAGAUGUUCUACAAGGAUCUCAUGUGGUCAUUCAUGAAUAUGUAGCUGGACCUGAUACAGCCUUAUGUUUAGGUGAUCGAUUGAAAGUCGUUGAUAACGGAGAUCCUGACUGGCUUUAUGGUUUUAAGACAGGUGAUCGAGUAGAUCGGCUGAUGUCAUUUCCAAGUACUUGUGUUGCACUGGUACAACAUGGUGAGCAGCCAAUGUUGCUCAAACAAAACGUUCAUAUACCUGAGGCCAAAAUGAGACUUUAUCGUGACCAGGUAGUAUUUGCGCAACCUGAUUCAAUCAUGGCCGGACGAGUAUUGGUACGUACAGAACGUCAUGCUUUUGUUCAGUGUCCUUUGCAGCACUUGCUCUUAUUGUGA
Messenger RNA from Acanthocheilonema viteae, 1086 nucleotides. The record is from the annotation of a GenBank genome assembly. NCBI's taxonomy places the organism in Eukaryota, Metazoa, Nematoda, Chromadorea, Rhabditida, Onchocercidae.